This is a messenger RNA of Cygnus atratus (black swan), 2372 nucleotides long. RefSeq names its product CDC like kinase 1 (gene CLK1). Bases 381 to 1904 code for a protein of 507 amino acids. NCBI's taxonomy places the organism in Eukaryota, Metazoa, Chordata, Aves, Anseriformes, Anatidae. The record is from RefSeq and is a predicted model, not a curated record. Gene Ontology annotation, molecular function: protein tyrosine kinase activity; ATP binding. The transcript is spliced from 13 exons. Gene Ontology annotation, biological process: regulation of RNA splicing; protein phosphorylation. Gene Ontology annotation, cellular component: nucleus.
CGGCAGGAGCCCAGGGGAAGGUUUUACACCGGGGCUACUUGCAGAGCCAAAAUUUUCCACCCGGUGUCCCGGGAGCUGCCGUGAAGCCGCUGCCGGCGGGGCCUGGGCAGCAAGGAGGUCGCGGGGCUGCUGAGGGGCCGCUGUUGCCGGGCCCGCCUUGCCUGGGCCCGGCCCGGCCCGCCCCGCCGUGUGACGCGGCCGCGCUCCAGAAGGUUCCUUGGCAACGCCAUUUUGUGGCGAGCUGCGGCGCGGCGGCGGUGCUGUGGUGGCGGUUCGCGGCAGCUCGGAGGAGGACGGCGGGUACCCCCAGCACAGCGAGUACCCCGAGCAGCACAGCGGGUACCCCGAGCACGGCUGCACCCCGAGUUGCUGAGUUACAGAUGCGGCAUUCCAGGCAAACUAAUUAUCCUGACUGGGAUGAAAAAGAAAGUUGGGAUCACAGAAGAUGUGACAGUGGUCAUAAGAGGAAGAGGAGAUCGUUUAGUGGUACACAGGAGAAUAAGCACUUCAAACAUGAUCUUUCUAAACUUCCUGAUAGUAACUGUUCAGAAUCCAAAUCCAUAAAUGAGAGAGACCAUCAUGAACGACGCUAUGUUGAAGAAUACAGAAACGAGUACAACCAAGGAUAUGAUAAUGGACGUCAUCACAGAGACCAUGAAAGUGGUUAUCACAACCAUAGUAGCAAAUCAUCGGGAUAUAGUGGGAGGAGUAGUUACAAAAGGAAAUACAAGACACAUCACAGUGCCUGUCAUCAUCAUUCACAAGUGAAGAGUCAUCGAAGGAAAAGAUCCAGGAGUGUAGAGGAUGAUGAGGAGGGUCACCUGAUCUGUCAGAGUGGAGACGUACUAAGUGCAAGAUAUGAGAUUGUUGCUACUUUGGGUGAAGGUGCUUUUGGAAAAGUAGUGGAAUGCAUCGAUCACAAAGCGGGAGGUAGACACGUAGCUGUGAAAAUAGUAAAAAACGUUGAUCGGUACUCCGAAGCAGCACGUUCAGAAAUACAAGUACUGGAACAUUUAAAUGCAUCAGAUCCCAGCAAUACAUAUCGCUGUGUCCAGAUGUUAGAAUGGUUUGAGCACUGUGGACAUGUCUGCAUUGUUUUUGAGCUACUGGGACUCAGUACCUAUGACUUCAUUAAGGAAAAUGGGUUUUUGCCAUUUAGACUGGACCACAUUAGACAGAUGGCAUAUCAGAUAUGCAAAUCUGUGAACUUUUUGCAUUUGAACAAACUGACACAUACAGAUCUCAAACCAGAAAAUAUUUUGUUUGUGAAGUCUGAUUAUGUAGAAGAGUAUAACCCCAAACUGAAACGUGAUGAGCGUACACUGAAAAAUCCGGACAUCAAAGUUGUGGACUUCGGGAGUGCAACAUACGAUGAUGAGCAUCACAGUACUUUGGUGUCUACAAGACAUUACAGAGCUCCUGAAGUUAUUCUAGCACUGGGAUGGGCACAGCCAUGUGAUGUUUGGAGCAUUGGUUGUAUCCUCAUAGAAUACUACCUGGGAUUCACUGUAUUUCCGACCCAUGACAGCAAAGAGCACCUGGCAAUGAUGGAGCGAAUACUGGGGCCUUUGCCUAGUCACAUGAUACAGAAAACCAGGAAACGCAAAUAUUUCCAUCGUGACCAGCUGGAUUGGGACGAACACAGUUCUGCUGGUAGAUACGUCUCUAGACGCUGUAAGCCACUGAAGGAAUUCAUGACAUGCCAGGAUUCUGACCAUGAGAACCUCUUUGACCUCAUACAAAAAAUGUUGGAGUAUGACCCAGCCAAACGCAUUACUCUUGAAGAAGCACUAAAGCAUCCGUUUUUCUUCCCCUUGAAACAAGAAAAAAAUGAGCUGUCUCCGAUAGCUGAGCAUGCUGAUACAGAUGGUAUCAGUCCACCAAAGAAACAUAAAAGAUCUUAAAUAUUUAUUGUGUACAGUUACUUUGUAAAUGCCCUAUUUUGUAUUAAUGCCUCUCUUUGGAUACUUAAGUUUAACUUAGCUGCUGACAUAAAAGUUAUUUAAGAAAAAGAUGCUGAUGAACCUGAUCGUGUUUCCUUAAUAAAAUCUCAAUACAUUUUUUUAUAUUAAUACAUGGAAAGAGCACCAUCCAUCUUAUGAAAUAGACCUCUCCUAAAAAGGAAAAACAAUAUUACGUUUUUUAUUGAAUUGUUCCUAGAAUCAUAGAAUUGUGUAGCUGAUGUUUUGGGGGGUGGGAGGGCUAAGAACAGAGACAACCCUCUCCAUUAAGUUUAAGGAUGGCUUUUAUUUGUUUUUUAAAAAAACUGAAGUUACAAGUUAAGGAAGAUCACUUUAGUACUGAACAGAUUGCACUGUCAUCACCAUUUCUUUUUUUACUUUAAUAGGUGUACUCUGCUUAUAAGUAUUUCA